Messenger RNA from Solanum tuberosum (potato), 1523 nucleotides. RefSeq names its product post-GPI attachment to proteins factor 3-like. The record is from RefSeq and is a predicted model, not a curated record. Gene Ontology annotation, biological process: GPI anchor biosynthetic process. The transcript is spliced from 5 exons. Gene Ontology annotation, molecular function: hydrolase activity, acting on ester bonds. Gene Ontology annotation, cellular component: endoplasmic reticulum membrane. The coding region runs from base 250 to 1278 and encodes 342 amino acids. Lineage: Eukaryota; Viridiplantae; Streptophyta; Magnoliopsida; Solanales; Solanaceae.
GAUAGAUAAUCCACGUGGCUUGUGGUGAAACGGUAGAGAGAGUGCUAAUCACGAGAUUCUGGUCUCCGCUCAACUCUGGCAGUCACAAAUCUCCUCUUUUUUUCUUUCUCUUAGUUGUGUUCACGUCGUUCAUCCAUUUCUCCUCUCUUCUUCAAAUUGCUAUAAAUUCUACUCACUAUGCGACCUGUUACUUUCAUCCUUUGAUUCCUUUACCAACUCUUCCUUUUGACUUUCCACUUGCCGAUUUCCAUGGAAAUAUGUCGUCUGCUUCUCUUUUUUGCUGCGAUUUCUCCCAUUUUCCGGCUUAUCCAUGCUACCUCCGGCGAAGAUGAUCCCAUUUACCAAGCAUGUGUUGGUCACUGCAAGGAGACUGGAUGUGUGGGGGAAAAAUGCUUUCAACAUUGUAAUUUUUCUUCUGGGGAAAAUCCAAUUGAUGGUCCAUGGUACCUGCAGGAGCCACUUUAUCAAAGAUGGAAACAAUGGGACUGCCUUAGUGAUUGUCGAUACCACUGUAUGAUUGCCAGAGAGGAAGGAAGGCAGAAACUUGGUCUUCAACCUAUCAAAUAUCAUAGGAAAUGGCCAUUCCAACGUGUUUAUGGGAUUCAGGAACCUGUUUCUGUGGCAUUCUCUGUCCUUAACCUUGCUAUACAAUUCCAUGGAUGGGUAUCAUUUUUUAUUCUAGUGAACUACAAUCUACCUUUUAGCCCGAAGAAGAAGCCAUAUUAUGAAUACACUGGCUUGUGGCAUAUCUACGCUAUUUUAUCAAUGAACUCCUGGAUAUGGAGUGCUGUUUCCCAUAGUAGAGAUGUGGAAUUGACUGAGAAGCUGGACUAUUCAUCCGUGGUUGCAUUUAUUGGGUAUUCUCUUCUUGUUGCUAUAUUGCGAGCCUUUAAUGUGAGAGAUGAGGCAUCAAGGGUAAUGAUUGCUGCUCCCAUUGUUGCGUUUGUGACAACCCAUAUCUUGUAUCUGAACUUUUAUCAACUCGACUAUGGAUUAAACAUCAAAGUCUGUGUUGCUAUGACCAUGCUGCAGUUCAUUUUAUGGGUUGUCUGGGCAGGUUUUACUCGUCAUCCAUCACGCUGGAAGUUGUGGGUUGUGGUGGCUGGUGGAAUCCUUUCCACACUCAUUAAGAUAUAUGACUUUCCUCCAUAUAUGGGAUAUGUAGAUGCCGAUGCUUUAUGGCACGCUAUGUCCAUUCCUCUCACCUACUUGUGGUGGAGUUUCGUAAGGGAUGACAGUCAAUUUGGAACAACAACUCUCACCAAGAAAGCAAAGUAGAAUGAGAAGCAUGUUGUAUUCAGGUCUUACGUAGUUUUUGGUUGGUUGUUGUUUUUUUCUUGCAUGUACACGUUUCAUGGAAAUGCUUAGCGGCCAUGCGAGUUUCUGUUUUUCCAACUUCAAUAGGUCUAGUUCAAAUGCAUAUUGUUUUAUUUCCACAGUUUUUCCCUAUGGUCUUGUAAAACACAUCUGAAAGUUAUAAUGUACUUAUGUGAUUUGUAGUUUGUAUUCUCCACAUUUAUUCA